This is a messenger RNA of Naegleria fowleri, 1932 nucleotides long. RefSeq lists its product as uncharacterized. The coding region runs from base 1 to 1932 and encodes 643 amino acids. The transcript has 2 exons. The record is from RefSeq and is a predicted model, not a curated record. Lineage: Eukaryota; Heterolobosea; Eutetramitea; Acrasida; Naegleriidae.
AUGCGGGACAUUCUUGUUCCUUUUAAGGUACAUUGUAAGACCUCUUCUCAGUUUGUUAAAGAUGUUCUUGUUCCUGUUCGAAACAACCAAAUAGCAACAGAAGUGUUUCCCUUUGUUCCAAAAUUACAAGAGGUUUGGUUUGAUGAAGGAGUUGAUAUUAAGGAAUCAUGUAAUUACGUGUUGGCACCAGAAGGGGUGGGGAAAACUGCUUUGAUUGCGAGAAAAUUAGGAGCCAAUCCAGGCAUCAUGAUGACAUGCUCACCUGAUUCUCAAAAUCUCUCUGAUAGCAAUGGUGAUGCAAUUUCUAUUCAACUAUUAAGAAUGUUCAAAGAAAAGCCAAUCAUUGAUAUCAAUGCUACUGCAAGUCAACUAAUUCUUUGUAAUUUUAUCGCAAGAUUACUAUUUCUUCACUUUUCAUUAACUAUAUGGGAACAAACGGAGAACAAAACACCAUUCGAUAAUCCUCUCCAAAUGUUAUCUUAUGCUCAAUAUAAUAGAAAUACUAUGAAAGUAUCUUCAGAAAUUUUUUCAGAAAUAGUGAAAAGUAAUCCCUGGAUAUCUGCCCAGCCUUACUAUAUAAGUAAUUUCUUAAAUUUUUUAAUGCGAAAGUUAUAUGAUCGAUUGAACCUGAGAAAUGAUUCGCCAUUUAUUAUUGCUAUUGAUAACGCAAGUCUAUUCUUGCAAUUCCAAACUCCAAUAUUAUCUAAUAAGGGUACUCCUCGAAAUUUGUUUUCAUUAAUGGAAAAAGAAAUUUUUCAUUUAAAAAGUUCCUUUCCGAUAAUUUGUGAUAUUUAUUGUGGCACCUAUUUUAAAAUUGAGAGGAUUGAGUUUGUCAAGUCAACUCUGGGGAGAUUACGCGAAAUGACACCUCCAUACAACUUUAUUGGUUUGAAUUUCAUUGAUUUCGAGCAAGCAUUGCAGUUGCUCCAAACAAUGUAUGAUGUGGAUGCUCUAUUAGAAGCAUCCAAUAUCUCCAAAACAGAGUUUUAUCAAUCUGUUAAACACAUAUUUCCCACAAGAAGAAGAGUUAUUGGUCUUGUAGCCUCCUUUUUAGAAACAACUUCAUCUCCCGAUCUAGUACAAAUUUUCAAAGAUCAGUGGAACAAUUUUGUGAAGUCAAUUGAAACAAGUGUAUUAGAAAGAAUUGACAACAAACAAUCACCAGAAUAUUUGGACCCUUCGUUUUUAAUGGAUGUUUUUCUAAUUAAUGAAUAUGAUAUUGGGGGGAAAACAAUCACAUGUGAUGAUCAAUUGGCUUCCUCGGUAGCAAAAGAGAUUGUUACAAAGAAAUACUUGAAUUCCAUGACCAUACCAAAUAAUCCAAUCUCCAUUUUGAACCAAUUAUUAACAAUUCCACAUGAUAAUCCUCAAGUGUGGAACAAGAUAUUUCCUCUUCUAUUGCAACACCACUGUGGCAAAUCUCUCAAGAACAAUGCAGUCAUUGCAAAUCUCAUAACCAAAGGUAGCCCAUAUGAGCCAUUAAUGGAACUCAAUUUUGAAAUUAAGUCAUUCAUUCAAUCGAUUAAUUUCUAUUACAAAUAUCGCACAUCAAAAUGGGCACAAGCACUUUUAAACAGAUCUGUUAAAAAAUUUGCUCAAGGGGAUGUUUUUUAUUUUCAUUGUUUGUUAAAUUAUAACAAACCAAUUGAAGAAAACUCGAGCACUACAUUCAAAGAUAUCAUUGACGGGUUAUAUUUCUAUCCUUCUACCUAUUGUCAUGCAGACGGUAUUUGUUUGAACUUUUCUGAUGAUGGGCCUUAUGGGGUUAUUGUGAGUAAUAAGUUACACAAUUUCGAUACAAGAAGAGAAUUCUUGAUAGCUGUUAAAAAAGGGAUCAAGUGCACAAAAGUUGAAGAAUUUUACAUUAAUUAUGACUUUUUAAUUCCUUUUUCUGCGGUUGUGAUUGGGGGAAAGAAAAACAAGACUUUAUAA